Molecule: messenger RNA, 1109 nt
Organism: Dioscorea cayenensis subsp. rotundata (Guinea yam)
Lineage: Eukaryota; Viridiplantae; Streptophyta; Magnoliopsida; Dioscoreales; Dioscoreaceae
Product: probable NAD(P)H dehydrogenase (quinone) FQR1-like 1
Exons: 4
Coding region: 234-812 (192 amino acids)
Molecular function (GO): NAD(P)H dehydrogenase (quinone) activity; FMN binding
Source: RefSeq, a predicted model, not a curated record
AUAGAACCUUCCUUUUUUUCUUUUCUCUUUUCUUUUUUUGAUGGUCCUGCCCAACAAACCAUGUCUGAAAGAAUCAUAUACUUGUCUUCCAGAGUUUUCUGUUUAUCAAUGUUUUUAAAUAUUAUUACUCCGUAAUCUUUGAUACAGAUCGCACACCAACUUUCUAAUGCUCCAUUACAAAAUUUCUGAUUGCUUCUUGAACUAUUAAAGAAAACUUGCACAGGUACUACUCCAUGUAUGGACAUGUUGAGAAGCUAGCUGAGGAAAUCAAGAAAGGUGCCUCCUCUGUUGAAGGCGUGGAUGUGAAGCUAUGGCAGGUGCCUGAAAUUCUUCCUGAAGAGGUCCUUGGAAAAAUGGGGGCACCACCGAAGAGUGAUGUGCCAAUUAUCACACCGAAUGAGCUUGCUGAUGCCGAUGGCAUCCUAUUCGGCUUUCCAACAAGGUUUGGUAUGAUGGCAGCCCAAUUCAAGUCUUUCCUGGAUGCAACAGGAGGACUAUGGAAAACACAACAACUUGCAGGCAAGCCUGCAGGUAUCUUUUACAGCACUGGUUCUCAGGGUGGUGGACAAGAGACUACUCCUUUGACAUCAAUUACUCAGUUGGCUCACCAUGGGAUGAUUUUUGUGCCUAUUGGAUACACAUUUGGAGCUGGUAUGUUUGAGAUGGAGAAGGUGAAGGGCGGCAGUCCUUAUGGUGCCGGAACUUUUGCCGGAGAUGGUUCAAGGUUUCCAAGUGAUCUGGAGCUGGAGCAGGCUUUCCACCAGGGCAAGUACUUCGCCGGAAUUGCCAAGAAGCUCAAGAGCUCUGCUUAAUCUCCUCAAUGCCAUGCCUUUCCAUGCACAUACUGAUUAGCAGUCCAUGGACCACAUUUCUUUUCGUUUACUUAUUUUGAAAGUUAUCUUUGCUUAUACAAAAUGGCAUAUGAAUAAUUGUGGGGGGCUUGGUUGAUAGUUAGGAGUCAAUGGCCUUCAUAUGAAUCAUAUCUAUAUAUAUGUUUGUUUAGAAAAAUGAAGCUAUUGUUGUGCUAUCUAUUCCACUGUAUUUCUUAUUCCCCUGUUUCAAAUGUCUUUGUGAUAAUGCAAUGAGCCUCCUUAAUGCCUUUGUGAUAA